UAGCAGAUGUCUUGCAGAUGUACCUGUGCUUUCUGGGAAAGGAAGAACUAUCGAAUAAAACCAGAAACGACUGGACCAGUCCCACUGUGCAGAAGAGCCACACGGUUUAAUAGAGCUUUAAGACUCAGAGGAAAGUCCUUCAUUAAGGAUUUUGUCACACCUGCUAUUAUUUGGCAUUAAACAUGUCAAAUCUCUUUUGUUGUUUUAUAAAGCAGAGUUGAAACGCUCAGUUAGGUCUCACUCAUUCGUGUGUGUGUGUGUGUGUGUGUGUGUGUGUGCUCAGUCCUAGCUACCAUGCGGGAUCUGAAGCGGAAGGAUAAGUUGGUUGAAGCAGCAGGAGAUGCGUAUAGUAAAACUCUGUCUCUGCUCACACUGGACGUCUGCAGCGAUGAGUCGGUCAAACAGUGUGUGAACAGUGUCAAAGAUCGACAUAUAGACAUACUGAUUAAUAACGCUGGCGUGGGUCUGGUGGGGCCGGUCGAGGCUAUCAGUCUGGACAACAUGAAGCAGGUGUUCGAGACCCAUUUCUUCGGGGUUGUGCGCAUGAUUAAAGAGGUGAUGCCCAACAUGAAGAGGAGACGCUCUGGACACAUCCUGGUCAUCAGCAGUGUGCUGGGCCUGCAUGGUGUGGCCUUCAAUGACGUUUACUCCGCGUCAACGUCAAGUGAGUCUCAGCGCUUAACACUGAACACACACUCCUGCAUUUCCUCUUCCUGUCAUGUGAUUUUCAGUAUGAUUCAUCACUUCUACAAGUUUCUGAUGGUGUUUGACUCAUUGCAUCAGGUGUCAAUGAUCGAGCCCGGGCCCGUAAACACUGAGUUUGAGCUGAAGCUGAUGACAGAAGUCUCUAAGAAAGAGUUUGCCGGUGCUGAUCCAGAGACGCUCCAUCACUUCAGGACCUGCUACCUGCCCACACAAGUCAACCUCUUCCAAGGUCUGGGACAAACACCUGAAGACAUCGCCAAGGUGCCAUAG
Messenger RNA from Carassius carassius (crucian carp), 975 nucleotides. Its product is annotated as retinol dehydrogenase 8-like. NCBI's taxonomy places the organism in Eukaryota, Metazoa, Chordata, Actinopteri, Cypriniformes, Cyprinidae. The coding region runs from base 295 to 975 and encodes 226 amino acids. The record is from RefSeq and is a predicted model, not a curated record. The transcript has 5 exons.